Messenger RNA from Lepus europaeus (European hare), 921 nucleotides. Its product is annotated as cone-rod homeobox protein. The record is from RefSeq and is a predicted model, not a curated record. The transcript is spliced from 3 exons. Gene Ontology annotation, cellular component: nucleus. Gene Ontology annotation, biological process: regulation of transcription by RNA polymerase II; multicellular organism development. The coding region runs from base 16 to 921 and encodes 301 amino acids. Gene Ontology annotation, molecular function: DNA-binding transcription factor activity, RNA polymerase II-specific; RNA polymerase II cis-regulatory region sequence-specific DNA binding. NCBI's taxonomy places the organism in Eukaryota, Metazoa, Chordata, Mammalia, Lagomorpha, Leporidae.
AGGGCCCUAGAGAUCAUGAUGGCGUAUAUGAACCCGGGGCCCCACUACUCCGUGAACGCCUUGGCCCUGAGCGGCCCCAGCGUGGACCUGAUGCACCAGGCUGUGCCCUACCCGAGCGCCCCCCGGAAGCAGCGGCGGGAGCGGACCACGUUCACGCGGAGCCAGCUGGAGGAGUUGGAGGCCCUGUUUGCCAAGACUCAGUACCCGGACGUGUACGCCCGCGAGGAGGUGGCGCUGAAGAUCAACCUGCCGGAGUCCAGGGUGCAGGUGUGGUUCAAGAACCGCAGGGCCAAGUGCAGGCAGCAGCGGCAGCAGCAGAAGCAGCAGCAGCAGCCGCCGCCGCCCGGGGCGCAGGCCAAGGCUCGCCCGGCCAAGAGGAAGGCGGGCGCGUCCCCGCGGCCCUCUGCUGACGUCUGCGCAGACCCGCUGGGGCUCUCCGAGGCCUACAGCCCGCCUCUGCCCGGCCCCUCGGCCUCCCCCACCGCCGCAGUGGCCACCGUGUCCAUCUGGAGCCCGGCCUCCGAGUCCCCUCUGUCCGAGGCGCAGCGGGCGGGGCUGGUGGCCUCGGCGCCGUCUCUGACCCCGGCCCCCUACGCCAUGACCUACGCGCCGGCCUCCGCGUUCUGCUCCUCCCCCUCGGCCUACGGGUCUCCCAGCUCCUACUUCAGCGGCCUAGAUCCCUACCUCUCUCCCAUGGUGCCCCAGCUGGGGGGCCCGGCCCUCAGCCCCCUCUCAGGGCCCUCCGUGGGGCCCGCCCUGGCCCAGUCCCCCACCUCCCUGUCGGGCCAGAGCUACGGCGCCUACAGCCCCGUGGACAGCUUGGAAUUCAAGGACCCCGCGGGCGCCUGGAAGUUCACCUACAACCCCAUGGACCCGCUGGACUACAAGGACCAGAGUGCCUGGAAGUUCCAGAUCUUGUAG